Messenger RNA from Pyrenophora tritici-repentis Pt-1C-BFP, 1693 nucleotides. RefSeq names its product Glyco-tranf-2-3 multi-domain protein. NCBI's taxonomy places the organism in Eukaryota, Fungi, Ascomycota, Dothideomycetes, Pleosporales, Pleosporaceae. The record is from RefSeq and is a predicted model, not a curated record.
AUGUUUCCCUUCUCGUUAGCAUUGUUCCCUAAUUGGAGUUGGUUCUGUAUCUUUUUGGCGCUUUUUUUGUUUCGAUAUGUCAGACUAUGGGUCAACCUCGCGAGCAACUGGACAUACACACCCAUCCAGCCCGUCGACGACCCGACCAUUACUUCCAAAGACAUGACCGUCAUCAUCCCCACCGUUGCCGAGGAUCUCCAGCAGUUGAAAGAGACGGUCCAGAGCGCAUAUCGGCUCGAGCCCCUUGAGCUUCUCCUCGUGACGCCCGACUCUCGGGUAAAACGCGUGUAUCAAAUGGUUGAAGAGCUGGGGAGCCCCAAGACCAUCCAGGUAUUGUCCGUCAGCCAAGCCAACAAGCGUCGACAACUAUGUCGGGCUAUCCCGGAAGUUGAGACCAAGAUUACACUCUUGCUUGACGACGAUGUAUGGCUGCCCGAAAAGUUCACAAAAUGGAUUCUGGCCCCCUUUGAAGACCCCAGGGUCGGAGGUGUGGGCACCAACCAGCAAAUCCGCCGCUUCAACCGGUCAAGCAUCUGGGAGUUCCUAGGUGCUAUCUACCUUGUCAGGAGAAACUUUGACUGCACUGCCUGCAACUGGAUAGACGGAGGGCUGCCGUGUCUGUCGGGUCGGGCUGUCGCCUAUCGAUCCGAAAUCCUACAGGACCCAAACUUCACAUACGGCUUCACACACGAAACAUGGGGAAGCGAUCACUUUCUAAACGCAGACGACGACAACUUCAUCACCCGCUGGUUAUUUUCGCACAACUGGAAGAUCCAGAUGCAGAACCACCGCGAAUGCGAGGUCGAGACGACGCUCGAAGACGACGCAAAGUACCUUCGUCAAUGCCUCCGAUGGGUGCGCUCUAAUUGGAGGAGCAACCUGACCAGUCUAACGGAAGGCUACAUGUGGAUGAACUACCCAUGGUCUCUCUACGCCGUCUUUCAGACAACGCUUACGCAAUGGGCCUUUCUCCUCGAUUGCGCCCUGGUCGCAUCCGUAUACUUUGCUCUAUCCGAGGCAGGCUACUACGCCGUCGAGGAUGACAAGAUGUCACACUCGGAGAAAUGGCAGCGCACACUUUUUUGGGCCCUGUUCCUGGCACACUGGAUCUUCGCAAAGACGAUUAAGCUUGUCCCGCAUUUAUUAAGAAAUCCCGGCGACGUCCGCUUUGUCCCGGUCUCAAUUCUGUUUGGUUACUUCCACAACCUGAUCAAACUCUACGGCUGCAUCACAGUCACCGAGACCACUUGGGGUACGCGCGAAGGCGCCGAUGCAGACGACAACAUAAGGAUGUUGCCCAUUCCGCCGAUGGCGGCGAUUACUCCCCCUCUGACGCCUCCGCCCGGCGGUCGCGUGCUUCGCGAACGCGGUGCGGGAUUUCCAAUGAUGAAUUAGAUGACAGUUUCCACUUUUUGGUCAGCAUUCUAGGCCUCGAGCCACGGUUUUUAUUUUUGAUGCGGCAAUGUUAGACGCAUGGGAGGUAGAGCAGCAUCGUGUUGUUUCUCACUAUAGAGCGUGGCAGCUCUCGGAUACCAAAAAUGGGCCCGGUUGGUUGCAUGGCGUUAUGGCGUUGAAGCCCAGGUCGAAUUUGCAGCGUUGGGCAAAGUGUUGGUCAAUACCCAACCGUGUAGUUUAUGCAAAAAGUCAUAAUGACAUUUCUGUUAACUCGAUGCUCGAUGCUCGAUGCUUACUG